This is a messenger RNA of Acanthochromis polyacanthus (spiny chromis), 4666 nucleotides long. RefSeq names its product CCR4-NOT transcription complex subunit 2-like. Gene Ontology annotation, cellular component: CCR4-NOT core complex; P-body. Gene Ontology annotation, biological process: regulation of stem cell population maintenance; nuclear-transcribed mRNA poly(A) tail shortening; regulation of DNA-templated transcription. Lineage: Eukaryota; Metazoa; Chordata; Actinopteri; Pomacentridae. The record is from RefSeq and is a predicted model, not a curated record.
GGGGAAGAAAGCUUGAUGCGGUGACACGCGGCAUGUUUGGUGCUAACCGGAAGAAGUUUAUGGAGGGAGGCUUAGAGAGCGAGUACGCCGACGACUCCAGCCUCUACUACAGCCAGCAGUCCAUGUUCCCUCCUCACCGCCCCGACAAAGACAUGCUGGCGUCUUCCUCUGCUUCCUCCACGGGUCAACUGUCACAGCUGGGAGCCAGUUUAUAUGGACCGCAGAGCGCUCUGGGUUUCCCCAUGCGAGGGAUGAACAGCAGCGCGGCGCCUCCGUUGAGUCGAAGUGGACUCAACCAGUCGGCCGGUCAACUGUCGAGUCACAGCAACACGCCGAACGCCGGCACGAUGCACACGCCUCCAUCACCCAGCAGGGGGAUCCUUCCGAUGAGCAGCCGGAGCGUCCUGAACCACAGCCAGCAGGUGGGAGGUCCCACCGGCCAGGCGGGAGGGAUGGGACGGGGGAGAGAGGGGGGAGGAGGGAGGAGCGGCAGCAUGGGGAGUCCAAGCCGGUCGUCGCCCAGCAUCAUCGGGAUGCCGAAGCAGCAGCAGGGACGGCAGCCAUUCACCAUCAACAGUAUGUCGGGGUUCGGGGUCAACAGGAAUCCAGGGUUCAACAUGAACAACUCUCUCUCCAACAACAUCUUCAACGGCACAGACGGCAGUGAGAAUGUGACGGGUUUGGAUCUGUCAGAUUUCCCGGCGUUAGCUGACAGGAGUCGGAGGGACGGAGGUUCGAAUCCAACCCCACUGCUCAACCCGCUGGCCGGUCGGGCUCCCUAUGUUGGCAUGGUAACCAAACCGUCCAGUGAGCAGUCUCAGGACUUCUCCAUCCACAACGAAGAUUUCCCAGCUCUACCUGGGCCCAACUACCAAACGAAAGACCCCACCAGCACCACCGAGGACAGCAAAACGAAUCUGAACUCUUCAGGAAAGCCCACCUCUAACUCAGACGGUCCAAAGUUCCCCGGCGAUAAGAGCUCGGCGCCCAGCAACAACAACCAGCAGAAGAAAGGGAUCCAGGUGCUUCCUGACGGGCGAGUGACCAACAUCCCCGUCGGCAUGGUAACGGACCAGUUCGGGAUGAUCGGCCUGCUGACGUUCAUCCGGGCGGCGGAGACGGAUCCCGGCAUGGUUCACCUGGCGCUGGGCUCCGACCUGACGACGCUCGGCCUCAACCUCAACUCACCAGAGAAUCUGUAUCCUAAGUUUGCGUCUCCGUGGGCGUCGGCUCCGUGUCGACCGCAGGAUAUAGAUUUUCAUGUUCCGUCAGAGUAUUUAACCAACAUCCACAUAAGGGACAAGUUAGCAGCUAUCAAGUUGUCUCGAUACGGUGAAGAUCUGCUGUUUUAUCUCUACUAUAUGAACGGAGGAGACCUACUACAACUCCUGGCUGCAGUAGAACUGUUUAACAGGGACUGGCGGUACCAUAAAGAGGAGCGGGUUUGGAUCACCAGAGCUCCGGGGAUGGAGCCCACGCUGAAGACCAACGCCUACGAGAGAGGGACCUACUACUUCUUCGACUGCCUCAACUGGAGAAAAGUGGCCAAGGAGUUUCAUCUGGAAUACGACAAACUAGAAGAGCGACCUCACGUUCCCUCCACCUUCAACUACAAUCCCGCCCAGCAGGCCUUCUGAUUGGCUGCCGCUCCUCCCGCCUGCCUGCCAUUGGCCCUCCUGGCUCAUCAGCUCUUUAGGUUUCUUCCACACUCUCAGAUCAAUCAGAAAGACUCGACGGAGACGCCGUCCUGCCUCCUGACCCCAGCAGACUUUAUCAUUUUAACCUUUUCUCAUGUUUCUUUACCUCAUUUUGUUUUUAUUUUAUUCCCUUUUUUCUCCUCCAUCGGUUUGGUUCCAGCAGCCGGUAAAUAAGUGUCCAUCCCACCGGCGAUUUCUAUUCAGUCUUAAGAAUCGACUAUUUUUGUCCAGAGAAGCUUUUAAAGGAGAAACCAGAUUUUAACGCCGUCAGGAUGGAUAAUUAUUCCGCUCUUCAGCACUUCAGCUCCGACUAUUUAUCUCCACUUUUACCAGGUUUUUCUUCCGGCGUUUCAGAUCAGAUAACACGUCAGACAGUCAGGAGACGAAAUGCAAUGUACAUUGUAGCACUAUUUCAUAAUAAAAGAAGGAAAAACAGCUUUUUUAUGGGUUCUUCAUGUUAUGUGGGUAGAAAAUUCAACAAGUGGGUUUAAUUUGGGGUUUUGGAGCAGCUAGAAAAGUCGCUUUUAGUUAGUUUUUGUCCUUAUUGUCAACAAAUCACACAUGGAGAGCUCCGAAUAAUCAACAAUUAAACCGCAGAUUGGUCUGUUUAUUACUUGUUUGGGCUAAAAAAAAAAAAAAAAAGAAGUCAAAAAUGGUGAAAAAAAAAGCUAAAAAUGAAAUACCAUACCUGAAAAAUAGAUUAAAACAUUUCACCUGAAAAAUUAGAUUAAAAUUAAACAUUUCACCUGAAACAUUAUAUAGAAUGAAAUCUUAUGCUGGGAUUACGAGAUUAAAACUAAAUAUGUCAGAAAUAUGAGAUAAUCUAAUAUUUCACCUGAAGAUGAGAGAAAUUUAAAAUGUUGCACCAAAGAUUGUUUAAAAAAAAAAAUAUUGCACUUAAAAAAUUAGAACUAAAAUGUUAAAUAUUGUACCUAAGAAUUAAGAUAAAUUAAAUAUUUCACUGUAAAAAUGUAAUGAAAUGAAAUAUUUGACCUAAAAAUUUAAUAAAAUGAAAUAUUUCCCCUGAAAAAUUAGCACAGAAUUAAAUAUUGCACCUGAAAAUGAGAUAAAACAUGAAAUGUCGGAAAAAUGAGAUAAAAUUAUAUAUUUUGUAUAAAGUUAGAAUAAAAAUGAAAUAUUGCACCUGAAAAUAAGAGAGUAGAGCUCUAAAUACUACAAAUAAUGAAUAUUUCAACCAUAGAGCUGUUUUAGGCUUAAAAAGGCAGAAAAUGGUGAAAAAAAGUCAGUUUCCUGUCACAGAAGAAGAAAUAUAACAGAAAAUAUUCACAUUUAAGCAGCAGAAACCACUGAAUUUAGACAUUUUCUUCUUAAAAUGUUACAGAAAGUGAUAAAUAAACCAGUAAAUUAGCUGAUCGAUCUUUGCAAAAAUGAUUAUUUUUUGAUAAAAGACGAGCAAAGAAACGGAAAGUCCACUUUACUGGUGCUUUAGUGCAGCAAUUUACGACUUUUUGGAUCAAAAAUGCCACAGAAACUCUCUUUAAAAUUGAAUAAAUCUGCUCUAAAACUGACAUGAAAAUAUUUGAAAAGCUUAGUUGUUGAUUUGUUGACAAUAAGAAAAACUCACAUUGAAACUUAAACGCGUCUUUAAAUUCAACAAAUUUGUCUUUAUUGUGCUAAACUAUGACUCAUCUUCCAUCCGCUGCUUUUCACCUCUUCUUUUAUUAUUUUAACGUUUCUGCUGCUCUUUAAUAUUUAAUUCCUUUUAUUUUUAACCUAAUUUCUGCUCCCACAUUUGUUAUUCGGUGUAUUUUCCACCUGGUAUCAGUCAAACUAAUCAGAAUAUUUCUCUUUCUUGCUGAGAUUACUGCUAAACAGGAAGCUACAGCCUGAGGCUAGUUAGCAUAGCUUAGUGUAAAAACUGGAAACAAAGGGAAACUGUUAGCGUGGUUCAAUUUUUCAAAUGGAAAAAUUUCAACUUACAAACAUCUGUGCGCGUAUGAAGGGUUAUGUGAUGACUUUUUUGGACAUUUUUACACUUUGGUGCAAAGUUUCAUGAGUGUUUCUCCUUGAUUUUCUGCUAAGCUAGGCUAAUUAGCACAUGAUUUCCUGAUAGAAAAUAAUCUGACUCUGCAACGGAACAAGAUGUCUCUUAUGUUUGAGAUUUGAAUGUUCUUAUUGCUGAACAGGAAGCUCCAGCCUGAAGCUAAUUAGCAUAGCUUAGCAUAAUGACUGGAAACAAAGGGAAACUGUUAGCGUGGUUCAGUUUAAAAGGGACUACCUAAGAAUCGUUUUUUACACUUGGGUGCAGCUUAAACAACUAAUUAGUGAUUUUAUGCUAAGCUAAGCUAAUUAGCACACAUUUUAAUGACUGAAAAUAAUCUGACUCUCAGCAAGAAAGCAAAAUAUCUCCUGUAAAUGUUUAUUUUCUUGUUUUUUUUUUCUUUCUUUAAGCUCCACCAAAAGACCAAAAUCAACCAAAACAGUCUUUAAUUUUGAAAGGCUUUAUGUUUAAUUUAUUGAUUUUACUUCAUCACCUUAUUUUGAAACCCCAUCCUCCAGGAGGCGCCGUCGUGUGUGUGUAUAUAUAUCUGAGUUCAGUGUAUAUACACGAACACGAGGCAGUAUUUUUAAGAAAAAAGUCGAAAACUUAAAAAAGAAAAUCUGCCCCCGAUGAGGAGCCCCUCGCUCCUCUGCUGGCAAUACCGAGGCCCCUCCCCCGUUGCCGCGGAAACUGGUUUCCAAGGGAGACUGCCGGCGACAACUCCGCCCCCGCCGCAGCCUCACCGACCAACCACCUUCCAGCUACCGUCACCGUGGCAGCUGUUGUCGUGACCACAGGGGCCAGCAGCAACGCCAAGGACACGCCCACCGACCGUGUGACCUGUCUGAGACGAUCUGAUUGGAGGACGAGGACUGAGGCACUUGGCCGUAGGCUGUUUUAUUAAAUAUGGCAGCUAGUGUUUUAAUAGGAAAAAGAAUAAAAUAAAUAUUCUGGUAAUGAAACUGAA